AGAACAGAUGGGCAGUCAAAGCAAUUGUUGCCAAUAUAUAGCCGGAAACCGAUGGUUUCGGAGUGUCCCUCAGGUUUUCCAGACUAGAACGCAGUACAGAGAAGAUCAUCACAAUGGCCCCAAAGAAAGCCAAGAAGAAGGAAGCCGCCAGCUCCAACGUGUUCAGCAUGUUUGAGCAGUCACAGAUCCAAGAGUUUAAAGAGGCUUUCACCAUCAUGGACCAGAACAGGGAUGGCUUUAUUGACAAAAACGACCUGAGGGACACGUUUGCUGCUCUGGGACGUCUCAACGUGGGCAACGAUGAGCUCGACGAGAUGUUGAAGGAAUCCUCCGGCCCCAUUAACUUCACCGUCUUCCUCACCAUGUUCGGCGAGAAGCUCAAAGGUACAGACCCUGAGGAGACGCUUCUCAAUGCCUUUAAAAUCUUCGAUCCAGAAGGCACGGGCAUUCUUAAAGGAGAAGAGAUUAAGUAUCACCUUAUGUCACAGGCAGACAAAUUUACUGAGGCUGAGAUAAAUCAAAUGUUCACAAACUUUCCCUUGGAUGUGGCUGGCAACCUGGACUACAAAAACCUGUGCUACGUCAUCACCCACGGAGAGGACAAAGAACAGGAGUAAAGACUACAUUUCCCAUGAUUCCUUGUGUUUGUUCAGCGUCUGUUUGUGUGUGACAACUGUUUUGUGUUGUCAAUAAAGAGAUACAAA
Messenger RNA from Triplophysa rosa, 704 nucleotides. It is a transcript of the gene myl10, whose product is annotated as myosin, light chain 10, regulatory. NCBI's taxonomy places the organism in Eukaryota, Metazoa, Chordata, Actinopteri, Cypriniformes, Nemacheilidae. The transcript is spliced from 7 exons. Gene Ontology annotation, cellular component: cytoplasm; mitochondrion. The record is from RefSeq and is a predicted model, not a curated record. Gene Ontology annotation, molecular function: calcium ion binding. Bases 114 to 617 code for a protein of 167 amino acids.